CCCGUUUCUGUUUCGGUUGGCAUUGGCCAUAGUUAUUUUCGUUAUUCAAGUGAGAGAAAUCCACUUGAAAAACAGGCUAAAACCCUGCAGAGGCAAAACCCUAGUUCCCCUCUUUCAGAAGCGAAACUGAACGGUAUCGAAGUUUGGUUGUUUGUGGCGGAGUUACUUCACUUUUGUCUCAGAGAUGAAUGCGCCAUCUCCAAACGUUGACGAGGAUAAUGGAGAAGAGGCUUUUCUGGAUGAGAGCGACAUAAUUAAUGAGUAUGAUGUUGAUGAAGAAGACCUCCCAGAUGCAGAUGAGGAAGGAGGCUCCGAUGGAGAAGAAGAAUUUGGUGGGGUUGAUGAUUCAAUACAUAUAUUCACUGGUCAUACAGGUGAACUAUAUACUGCUGCGUGUAGUCCAACAGAUGCUACAUUAGUGGCAACUGGAGGUGGAGAUGAUAAAGGAUUCUUAUGGAGGAUAAGUCAAGGAGACUGGGCUUUUGAGUUGCAAGGUCACCAGGACUCUGUGUCCAGUUUGUCUUUCAGUGCAGAUGGACAAUUGCUUGCAUCUGGAAGCUUGGAUGGAGUUGUUAAAGUAUGGGACAUAACUAGAGGAGAGUUAAAAUGCACUCUUGAUGGUCCUUCUGGCGGCAUUGAGUGGGUCAGGUGGCAUCCCAAAGGACAUUUGCUCUUGGCUGGUUCAGAGGAUUCCUCUGUUUGGAUGUGGAAUGCUGACAGAGCUGCUUUUCUUCAAGUUUUCUCUGGUCAUGGGAGUAGCGUAACCUGCGGUGAUUUCACGCCUGAUGGUAGAACUAUCUGUAGCGGCUCUGAUGAUGCAACUUUGAGAAUUUGGAACCCUAAAACGGCAGAGAUUAUCCAUGUUGUCAGAGGUCAUCCUUAUCACACUGAAGGACUUACAUGCUUGACAAUCAACUCGGACUCUAGUCUUGCACUUACUGGAUCCAACGAUGGUUCUGUUCAUGUUGUUAAUAUAUCAACUGGGAAGGUCGUUAGUUCUUUAAGUGCACAUUCUGAUUCUGUCGAGUGUGCUGCUUUUGAAGCAAGCUCUCGACGGGAUGGUUGGAGAGCCGCAACAGGAAGCAUGGAUAAGAAGCUUAUAAUCUGGGAUCAGCAUUCAUCACCUCGUUGCAUAUGCGACCAUGAGGAGGGAGUCACAUGUCUGCAAUGGCUUGCCGGUUCUAGAUAUAUAGCCACCGGCUGUCUUGACGGAAAGGUGCGAGUUUGGGAUAGUCUCUCUGGAGAUUGCGCAAAAAUAUUUAGUGGACACUCUGAUGCAAUUCAGUCUAUCGCCAUAUCCGCCAACGGAGACUUUCUAGUAUCUGUUUCACUUGAUGGAACAGGUCGGGUGUUUGAGAUUGCAGAAUUCAGAUAAAAUCAGAAGCAGCUCAGCCAUAAGUUGUGAGUUUUCUUUGAUGCUCCUUUUGAGAUGUCUUUAAUUUAUUCCAAGUUAUGAGGUUCUCUCAUGGUUUGGUAUAAAAAGAGAGUCCUCUUACAAGUACUUGUUGAUUGAUGGGAUGAGAGUAUUGAACAUACUUUGAUCCAUACAUCAUAAUAUCUGUAUUAUGGCAACUUUUAAUGUCAGCAAACAUAACUUUAAGUUUUACAUCUGGUCAUGCAGCCGACCAAUUUUUU
Molecule: messenger RNA, 1635 nt
Organism: Sesamum indicum (sesame)
Lineage: Eukaryota; Viridiplantae; Streptophyta; Magnoliopsida; Lamiales; Pedaliaceae
Product: transducin family protein / WD-40 repeat family protein
Molecular function (GO): protein binding
Source: RefSeq, a predicted model, not a curated record